Drosophila gunungcola (fruit fly) is the source of this 1021-nucleotide messenger RNA. RefSeq lists its product as uncharacterized. Gene Ontology annotation, molecular function: nucleic acid binding. Lineage: Eukaryota; Metazoa; Arthropoda; Insecta; Diptera; Drosophilidae. Bases 145 to 807 code for a protein of 220 amino acids. The record is from RefSeq and is a predicted model, not a curated record. The transcript has 2 exons.
GCUCAAUUUGCUGCUGCCGCCAAAUGGAAGACAAAAAGGAAGUUGCAAUUAUCAAGUCGGCCAUCCAGGUUCGUGAGUCGUCGCGGGAUUCCGGAGAAGGUGUGGUGCGACAACGCCACCAAUUUCGUCGGCGCAGAUCGCCACAUGAGAGAGUUCCGAGCCCGUCUGGAGGAGCAGGGGGGCGGUAUCGAAACAUUCGCAUCAAAAAAAGGAUGCGAGUUUGCGUUCAUACCGCCCAGAGCACCGCACUUCGGCGGACUAUGGGAGGCAGGUGUGAAGUCUGCAAAGCACCUGUUCCUUCGGACGGUAGGCCAAGACCUCUUGACCGCGGAGGAGCUCGGAACUCUGCUCACCAGCGUGGAGGCCGUGCUCAACUCCAGGCCCCUCGGCGCUCUAAGCAGCGACCCGAACGACGGCGAGGCCCUGACCCCCGGGCAUCUGCUCAUCGGCGGCCCUCUUCUGGCCCCACCAUCAGCGGCGCUCCCGGACCAGAUCAGCCUGACCUGCUUGCGACGAUGGCGAGGUGUCUCGUCUCUCAGGCACAGGUUCUGGCAGCGAUGGUCCCGGGAGUACAUCUCCAGCCUCCUGCAGCGGUCCAAGUGGCACCAGGGGGAGCCCAACCUCGACGUGGGAGCGCUCGUCGUCGUCGCAGAAGACAAUCUUCCGCCCCAGCAGUGGAGGAUCGGACGAGUGGUAGCGGUGCACGCCGGCGCCGAUAGCAAGGUUCGCGUGGCGGACGUCAGGACGCAGGACGGCGAAUAUCGGCGAGCUGUCCACCGACUGGCCCUGUUGCCCGUUCUGGGCUGAAGGACGUCGUCCCUUCAGAGGGGGCGGUGUUUGCGCACUCAGCGCUUGUAUUUAAAUCACUAGUUGUAGGGCGAGAGCGGGAGCCAAUAAAGCUUUCGUCUGUUCGCUCUUGCGAAUUCGCCCCGUCUCUCGCCACCGUAGCAUAAGUUAGGUUCUAAGAGAAAUUAUUGAAAUAUAAUUGUUAGUGAUCCAUCGAACAUCAUCGUAGCCACUC